This is a messenger RNA of Syngnathus typhle (broad-nosed pipefish), 1204 nucleotides long. It is a transcript of the gene hmgn1a, whose product is annotated as high mobility group nucleosome binding domain 1a. The record is from RefSeq and is a predicted model, not a curated record. The transcript has 6 exons. NCBI's taxonomy places the organism in Eukaryota, Metazoa, Chordata, Actinopteri, Syngnathiformes, Syngnathidae. Gene Ontology annotation, cellular component: nucleus; chromatin. The coding region runs from base 145 to 456 and encodes 103 amino acids. Gene Ontology annotation, molecular function: nucleosomal DNA binding.
AGACCCAAUCCCGUUUCGGCUAGUUGUGGUACUCCUUCGACGUUCAUUUGAAGUUACAGGCAGAGUGUUUUGGAGGUAAAUACCUUCAAGGUGUGGUGUGUACUGACUUAUAAGUGACAAAGGCUCUCUUCAAGCUUGACAACAAUGGGAAAAACGAAGAGCACAGACGCUCCAGCAGCAGAGGCAUGCUCGCAGCCAAAGCGAAAGUCUCUCCGAUUGUUAGCUAAAGAGACAGAAACCAAACCAGAGACAGAAACUAAACCAGAGCCAACAAAGACCGCGCCUAAGAACCAAAAGGUGAAGGAGGUGGCAAAGGAGAAAACAGAACAGAAGAAAGAGGAACCUCGGGAUGAAAAAGAAGAGGACCCUGCAGAAAAUGGGGAGGCCAAAGUUGAAGAGGCUGCCACAGAAGAUGGAAAGGGUGAUAAGACCGAAGAGGGUAAAACAGAUGAGUAGUGUUGCCUCAACUCAUCUUCCUGUGCUCCCUGUCCUUAAAUGUCAAGUGCACAUCAUGUUUUCAACUGGGACAUAAAUACAGACACACGUUUAAAAAAAAACAAAAAACAAAAAAAAAAUCUCCUCAACCACCAUUUAAUUUCAUAGCUUCUGUGAAGGGAAUAUUUUGGCCUUUGUGUUGGGUUUUAUUUCCCUUUUGUUUCUCUCCAUUGUCAGCUUCUUAUUUAGCUUUUUAGGCUGUAGUCUUCAAUCUUCAUCAGAAUUCUGAUGUAAAACUACGAAUUAACAUGGAACUUUUCAAAGAGGUUUUGUGAACUGUACUGUUUUUAACAAUAUGUAAAACACGAUCCCUUUGGUUGUCAAAUUGAAUGUUUGAAUGUCUGUUUUGAAACAAUAUUCUUUACUGUAAAAUCAUAAUUAAUUUUGGCCCUAGAAUGCCCAGCAUGGUUGUCUUCGUUGCAUCUUAAGAACAUGUGCACGGUUGCAGUUUAAACGUGUUCUUUUCAACAACAAAAAUAUUCUCUUGCCAUCUGUAUGCGUCCAGUGAUGGGAUGUUGUUUUUCCUAGCUAUGCUCAUUGCUCAAUGCUUGCUUACCCUGUUGCCACUACCACCAACAUUAUGUACACGUUACAAAUUUGCGGCUAUACUUAUUGUGACUUUGAAACAUCUCUACCGAUGUACAGUUUUGUUGUUGUUGAUCUUUUUUUUUUUUUAAAGGUUAAUAAAAAAAAAAAAACAUUCUUUUUA